CAAAGUCCAACCUUGAACUGUAGUGAAAUUGAUUAGUUCCAAAUCCGGAAAGGCAUUGCGAACAACCCAUAAAAAUAAGAACAAAAAAAGGAAGCUCUUCAGCACAUCUCUGCAAAAACCUCAUUCACUCCUAUAGAUUUGAUUUUACCAUAAAGUGCCAACUGAAACAAAAACACAAGCAGAUGAAAGGUGGAACUUAUCUCUCACCUUUGGUAUUUUGGGAAGCGUCAAUGGAACUAAGUGAGGAAGACUGGCAUACUCUGAGGCAUGAGAUAGGGCCAUCCUGCAAUCUGACUAAGUAGCUUACCACUGCGUUAUUUUAUAUUGUUCUUCAAACGGUGCGACCACCACUGUGGACUACAAUUGUGCUCAACUCUGUCGUGAGUUCGACGCUCCGAGUGAGUGUCACUCACGAGUCAUAUAACCCGUCACUCCCCGAGACAAAAUAGCUGAAAUUAAGGAUCUCAGAUAAAUAAAACGCCAAAGAUCGAACCAGCGGGAGGGAAGAGAAGGAAGCGAUAAUGGUGAAUUGGUGAUUCAUAAACCCAUCUUCCCUCACAGAACUCGGGCCCGUGACUUCGAUUGGGGCAAAGCAGUGGUUGAUCAAACGCUUCGAAGAUCAUCACAGUUCAUUACAUGACCAACGCCACUGCCAGCAUCACCACCAAAUACCUUCUGUCUCCUUCGACACACCACUCAUACAACAGCGAAGCCGUCAUUGAGUUCUGCCUCCAAGCCAGCCGCACUCUCGACCAUCUAAAGCAAACUCAUGCUCGCCUGCUGCGGACCCAAAUCAAUCCACAUCCUCGCCUUAUCAUUCAUCUCACCAGCCGCCUUCUCCAGCUUCCCGGCAAUAGUCUCCGCUAUGCCCGCUGCUUGUUUGAUCGAAUCCCUCACUGUGAAAACCAAUUCAUUUGGACCUCCAUCAUCCGCUCCCAUACCCUUCAUGCGCAGUUCAGCCAAUCCAUCGCCCUCUACGCACAGAUGCACCGGAUGGGCAUCUCACCCAAUGGGUUCACCUUCUCGUCAGUGCUUAAUGCAUGCGCUCGCAUUCCAGCAAUCUUACAAGGCAGACAGAUACACACCCAGAUCGUCCAAUCCGGUUAUUUCUCUAAUACUGUUGUGCAGACUGCACUUCUCGAUGUUUAUGCAAAAUGCGGUGCUGCCAAUGAUGCAAGGCGCGUUUUCGAUCAAAUGACUGAUAGAGAUGUCGUUUCUUGGACGGCCAUGGUUUCAGGAUACUCGAAAGUUGGUAUGAUGGAAGAUGCACGUCAGCUAUUCGACGUUAUGGUGGAACGGAAUGUGGUUUCCUGGACCGCCAUGGUUGCAGGGUAUGCAAAUGCGGGGGAUAUCGGAGCUGCAAAAGCACUGUUUGAUAAAAUGCCUGAGAAAAACUCUAUUACACGGACCGCUAUGAUUGCUGGUUAUGGCAAGUGUGGUGAUGUGGUUGGAGCCCGCCAAGUGUUUGAUAAAAUGGCGAUGCGCGAUUCGGCAUGUUGGGCAGCAAUGAUUGCAUGCUACGCACGGAACGGUUGUUCUAGCGAAGCAAUUGAACUAUAUAAGAGGAUGAGGAUGGUAAAUGUCAAGGCCAACGAGGUCGCAAUGGUUGGAGUCAUCUCUGCUUGCACGCAACUUGGUGAUGUGGACAUGGCGAGCUCCAUAGCUGAUGACAUGAACGAAGGGAGCUGCGAGCGGACAGUGGUCGUUUCCAAUGCAUUGAUCCACAUGAAUGCGAAAUGUGGGAGCGUAGUCCAGGCGUGGGAGGAAUUCAAUUUGAUGACUCAUAGGGAUGUGAUCUCCUACAGUGCAUUGAUCACAGCUCUGGCGGAUCAUGGAAGAGCCCAUGAAGCUCUGCAACUUUUUUCAAGGAUGCGGAAAGAAGGGCUAAGACCGAAUGAAGUGACAUUCGUUGGGGUGCUCAAUGCUUGCAGCCACGCAGGAAUGGUAGAGGAAGGGUGCGAGUAUUUCAAGCUGAUGAAGCAAAGUUAUGGGAUAGUUCCAUUGACUGAACACUAUGCUUGCAUGGUUGAUCUUCUUGGACGAGCUGGGAGACUUGAAGAGGCUUACAAGCUUAUAUUGGAUAGUGUGGUUACACCAGAUGCUGGAACCUGGGGUGCUUUGUUAGGGGCUUGUAGAGUCCAUGGAAAUGUUGAGCUGGGUGAGAUUGCUGCUGGGCAUCUAUUUGAAUUGGAGCCUGAGAAUACUGGAAACUAUGUUCUUCUGGCCAACAUUUAUGCGUCAAUGAACAGAUGGGAUGAUGCAGAGAGGGUGAGGAAGAUGAUGAGUGAGAGACGGAUCAGGAAGUCUCCAGGAUGUAGCUGGAUUGGAUAUCAAGAUUCAAGACUAGUUAAGAUGGUGACUGAUGAAUGAUGGAAUCCCAUGUGGGUACAUCAUGCGUGCAUCCAAAGUCCAGACUCGAUAUUAAUAGCCCCACUUUGCCAUGUGGCAAAUAUGGAUCAGGGUUUCAAGAAUCAGGAUACGGAUUAAUCAGAUCCGGAUUUGGCUGAUCCAACUUGUUUGAUUUUUAUAUGGAAAAAACCCCCCAAAAGAGCAAAACACCGAUUUUGUGGCUGAUCCAGACUUGUCACUAAUCCAAGACCGAUUCCGAUUCCAUGU
This is a messenger RNA of Macadamia integrifolia, 2616 nucleotides long. RefSeq names its product putative pentatricopeptide repeat-containing protein At5g37570. Lineage: Eukaryota; Viridiplantae; Streptophyta; Magnoliopsida; Proteales; Proteaceae. Gene Ontology annotation, molecular function: RNA binding; protein binding. The record is from RefSeq and is a predicted model, not a curated record. The transcript has a single exon. The coding region runs from base 637 to 2370 and encodes 577 amino acids. Gene Ontology annotation, biological process: RNA modification.